AGAAGAGAAAAAAUAAGAAAUGGGAUAAAAUUUUAUCUUAUUUUUUCUAAUUAUUUUCUUUCAAUUUAGAUAAAAAAAUAAAAAAUUUAAAAAUCAAAGUAGUUUAUUCUUUAUAUUUUCUAUUUUUGAUCCCUUAUUUCUUCCCUCUAUAAUAAUUUAUCCAAAGAGAGUGUUACAAACACAGAUUCAGCAAGAGAAAAUUUUCUACUUUCCUGCGAAAAUGUAAAAGCUACUGCCUUUUUUUGUAUUUGGCCGGCGAGAAAAUCCGGAGUAACCAUAUCUGGAAAAUUGUGAUUCUGUUUGGUGUGGGCCCUAACUGAUUGCGAGGUCUGUCUGGUAGAGUUCCAACACUGACUUGAACGAAUUUAUGGGCACGAGAUCCCUAAACCCGAUACAGUUGUAGGAAUUAUGUGGAUGGAUCCUGCAAUGAGGUUCACUGUGCUUUUGAUGUUUCUUGCAUUGGCAAGUGCAUCUCCCAUCAAAAAUGAUUUUAGCCAUUGCGAAAAAAUUGUCAAAAAGUGGGCCUUAGCUUCUCUUAAAGAAGAAGCAACAGAGGGCAAACACACGCUACGAGAUUUGUUGUUUUUCCUCCAUGUCCCAAGAACUGGAGGGCGUACAUAUUUUCACUGUUUCCUGAGAAAGUUGUACUCUAACUCUGAGGAAUGUCCCCGCUCAUAUGAUAAGCUGCGAUUUGAUCCAAGCAAACAGAAGUGCAGACUGUUGGUUACUCAUGAUGACUAUAGCAUGAUGUCCAAAUUUCCAAAGAAGAAAACUUCAGUGGUGACCAUACUCAGGAAUCCAGUUGACCGUGUGUUCAGUACUUACGAAUUUUCUGUUGAAGUGGCGGCUAGAUUCUUGGUGCAUCCUAACUUAACUUCUGCCACACAAAUGGCUGGUCGGUUGCGCCCUAGGAAUGGUGGGGUUAGUACACUGGAUAUAUGGCCCUGGAAGUAUUUGGUUCCAUGGAUGAGGGAAGACCUAUUUAACAGGAGGGAUGCUAGGAAAUUUAGGGGUUCCAAUCAUGUGAGGAGCAAAGAUCCAUACAACAUGGAGGAAAUUGUUAUUCCAUUACAUGAAUAUAUCAUGGACCCCAUAGCACAUGACAUGGUACACAAUGGAGCAACAUUCCAGGUUGCAGGAUUGACCAACAACUCUUAUUAUGUGGAAGCACAUGAAGUGCGCCAUUGUGUCCAGAAGUAUAAGAUUCUUGGUGAACAUGUACUGCAAGUUGCUAAGAAGAGGUUGGAUGAGAUGUUAUAUGUUGGCCUCACUGAGGACCACAGAGAAUCUGCAACAAUGUUUGCGAAUGUGGUUGGUGCACAGGUGAUUUCCCAGGCAUUGGCAUCAAACACUAGUGUGGAAACUGCAGCUGAUAAUAAAGCAGAGCAGAGCUCUUCAAUUUCAGAUUCUGAGCGUGAAAAUGAUGAUCAUCAGGUUAGCACCUCAGACCAAAAGGCAAGUGAAAUUGCUUCUACAGGAAAUCUUGAAGGGAAGAAAGAAAAUAUGACUGUAAAGAAACUUAUGGCAGCCUAUGAAGACUGCAUUUCUAAUUUACGGAAGACCCAGGCACGUCGUCGUACCUCUUCUUUGAAGAGAAUAGCUCCAGCAAACUUUUCGAAGGAGGACCGUCUCCUUGUUCCUGAGGUGGUUCUUGAGCAGAUAAGAUCACUUAACAAUCUUGACUUGGAGCUUUAUAAAUAUGCUCAAGACAUCUUUGCAAAGCAGCACGAGCAUACAAUGCAAAAGUUGGCCAGCACAGUGUAAAACUGCAGGAAGGAUUGGAGGGCUUAUUCAACAAUUCAGGUGGCAUCACAUUAUGGAAAACAGUUUCAUUGGUCAUGUGCAUUGUCUUACUCAUUGUAGUCCUUCUAUUUGUAAAUGCAAGAAGAAAAAUAUCUAAAGUUAAGAUAUGAAUGGUACUUGUUUACAAGCUGUAGGGGAUCACAUACAGAGAAAAGUUACAUAGUGGAUAGGAAAGUAGGUAUCAGUCUGAUUCCAUUUUGGCGGAUGGCUAUGCUUGUGUUAUUUGGGGCUUAGUUAUGGACCAGUUGAUUUUUUUUUUCUAAUAUUAAAAUCAUAGUCUGUUUCUUUGAUCU
Messenger RNA from Hevea brasiliensis (rubber tree), 2096 nucleotides. RefSeq names its product protein-tyrosine sulfotransferase. NCBI's taxonomy places the organism in Eukaryota, Viridiplantae, Streptophyta, Magnoliopsida, Malpighiales, Euphorbiaceae. The transcript is spliced from 13 exons. The record is from RefSeq and is a predicted model, not a curated record. Gene Ontology annotation, cellular component: membrane. Gene Ontology annotation, molecular function: heparan sulfate 6-sulfotransferase activity. Bases 409 to 1764 code for a protein of 451 amino acids.